Colletotrichum abscissum is the source of this 345-nucleotide messenger RNA. RefSeq lists its product as uncharacterized. The coding region runs from base 1 to 345 and encodes 114 amino acids. The record is from RefSeq and is a predicted model, not a curated record. NCBI's taxonomy places the organism in Eukaryota, Fungi, Ascomycota, Sordariomycetes, Glomerellales, Glomerellaceae. The transcript has a single exon.
AUGUCGACUCCUCUGAUAUUGACGCUGGACUGCGGAACAUUUGACGGCUCCGUAGCUGCGUCCCGCUGGCUUGUACGAUUGAAGUGGGACUUCGAACGGGCAGGUCAUGACCCGACGAAUGUGCCGGCGUCCCAGUAUAUCAAGAUCUUGAACAUGCAGUGCGAGAAGGAUGCGGCAACCUACCUCGACAGCGUCCCGCAUCUGUCCGCAAUCGUUGAGAAGGCUGACGAGGGGAGGGCUACUAUCGCUAAUGUGACAACUCUAGAUGCUGCUUUGAAAGAGCGUUUCCCGGCGAGAAUAAUGGGACACGUCUCGUCCGCCGGAGACAUUAAUUCCCUGCAUUAG